Penicillium brasilianum is the source of this 2127-nucleotide messenger RNA. Lineage: Eukaryota; Fungi; Ascomycota; Eurotiomycetes; Eurotiales; Aspergillaceae. The record is from the annotation of a GenBank genome assembly.
AUGGAUAACCUAAGUCCAAGCCAGAGUCACAUGGGCGUCAUAGCUACUGUCAGGCCAUUCAGUGCUACUCGAACAUUCUCUGGCUUCUCUGAAGCAACCAGCCGUGUGCCAUCGACAGCGCCAGGGACACCUUUCGAUUCUCGAUCUCCGUCGCCAUCAAGCUACAACUGGCGGAGUCAACAGAGUUUGAUACCUCUUGUGACUCAACCAGCUACACCCGGUUUCGCCAAAGAGUGGGUUAAGUCUGGAUCCAUUGCUCGUGUGGCCGAUCGAGAUGAUGCAGAAAUUUGGAACGGCUGGCGACGACGGGUUUACCAAUUCGCUCCCUUUUUCAUGGUCGCCAACUCAUCUUUAUACCUGUUCUAUCUUGGGCUGCGUAUCUACUGCAUCAUCAUGGCCCAGAGAGCCGAUGGAAUGACAUUCAUCGCUGCCUGGGUCUUUGUUGCAAUCGAACUCUCUGUGGCUCUGCCCUCACUCAUGCAAAAUGGCUGGAGCAUGUUAGCAUUGAAAAAAAGAGGCCGGGCCAAGCUCCGCUUGAUUGGCCAAGAUGUACCGACAGUAGAUGUCUUUGUAACAUGCUGUGGAGAAGAUGAUGACCUAGUCCUCGAUACCGUCCGUGCGGCUUGUGAUCAGGACUACCCAGCGGGCCAAUUCCGCGUCAUCGUGCUCGAUGAUGGAAAAUCUACCGGCCUACAAAAAGAAGUUGAACGCUUGGCCUUCACGACUUUUCAGAACCUGUACUAUGUCGCCCGUGAGAAAGUCCCCGGAAAGCCUCAUCAUUUCAAAGCUGGAAACUUGAAUCAUGGCCUUGAAUACACAAAUAAUCUACCGGGUGGACCUGGAGAGUUUAUGGCGGCAUUAGACGCAGAUAUGAUUCCGGAGCAAGAAUGGCUUCGUGCUAUAAUGCCGCACCUACUGAACGACCCUAAGAUGGCACUAGCGUGCCCGCCUCAAUUAUUCUACAAUGUUCCUGCUAGUGACCCCCUUGCACAAAGUUUAGACUUUUUUGUUCAUGUCAUUGAACCUAUUAAAGAUACAUUGGGUGUUGCCUGGUGCACAGGAUCGGGCUAUAUCGUUCGGCGCCAAGCAUUGGACGAUAUCGGCAACUUUCCCCUCGGUUCAUUGGCUGAAGAUGUGGCAACGUCGACCUUGAUGCUUGGUAAGGGUUGGAAGACAGCCUAUAUCCACGAACAGCUACAAUUUGGAACUAUUCCAGAGGACUAUGGUGGCCAUCUGAAGCAACGCACUCGAUGGGCUAUCGGUACGGUCGAUACUGCGUUUAAAUUGAAAUUUUGUAUCUGGGGUGAUGCUGUGCGCCAAAUGACUUUUGCGCAACGCUUCUCCGGCUUUCUUUAUGCUGUUUUGAGUUUAUACACUCUCGUAUUGACUGCCUCCCUAUUCGCUGUUCCUGUCAUCCUUCUGUGGGGGAAACAGCUUGUCGCUUACGCGACUGAGCAGGAACUCCGUUGGCUUAUCUGGGCUUGUUUCGCAUCAACUAUGGCGAACCGACUCUGCGAAUUUACUCUUUAUACUCCAUCUGGCUAUCACACAGGUCAAAGGGGAUCUCGGUUCCAAUUGUGGAUGUCGCCAUAUAUUGCACUAUGCAUAAUUCGCUCGUUUAUCCUUCCUACUUGGCUAGGUGGUCAAACCCAAGCGUUUAAACCUACAGGUUCUCUUGGGUCUGCUCUGAAUGAACGAGAUCCGGCAAAUAGGAAGGGUAUGUUCAUCCGGCUGAGGGUUAUCCUAUUUAACUUUCUAGGGCUCUUCCAUUUUAUGUUCGUUUAUGCAACCCUUUGCGCUGUUGCGCUUUCUACGUACCGUUGCUUUGCCUCUGAGACUGGAUUCAAAUCUGUGGUAAUUUGUCUCAUCACCCAUGCAUUUUGGCCACCGGCUGUUUUCCUAUUCAUUUGUACAUCCCUUUGGACGCCAAUUUCUUAUGCGAUUGAUCCUCCGACUAUGCCGGACCGAGAAGAGCUGCUAGAUCGUGAUUCGAAGACUGGAAUUGCACAUCCAACUCGGAAGAGCAAAGAGAUUGCGUUUGGUAGCCAGGCAGCCUGGUUUGAGCUUGAGCAUAGCGUUUCAACCAUUGCAACAGUCUUGGUCUUUUGCUUUUCCUUUUACAUAUGA